Molecule: messenger RNA, 2313 nt
Organism: Castor canadensis (American beaver)
Lineage: Eukaryota; Metazoa; Chordata; Mammalia; Rodentia; Castoridae
Source: RefSeq, a predicted model, not a curated record
AUGGCCCGGUGGAGCUCUCGUGGCUAUCCUGACGGUGCGACUCAGCACGGGGCUCUGCUGGGCUGGGUGCUGAAUGAGUGUGAGAGCAGACAGGCUCCAGCCAUUGUUGAAACACCCUUCCUGGCCACCCUGUGCCUGGCGGGGCACCCUGUGUCUCCUGCUGGACACUUCCACGCUCUCUGCAUUAUGCACGACCCCACUAAACUGAACAUCCCCAGAGGCUCUAUACAGGGAGGAGUAAGAAGUCUGGACCCCAUGGCCUGGAAUAGGGUCCAGAAAGCAUCAAAGGCCGGCACUCACUACACGGAGCGCAGAACCAAAGGCCGCGGCUACUGGACGACGAAGCGCGACGGCGAGGUGCAGCUGCGUUUAGAACAGGACUCGCUUGAAAACGAGGCGCCCCUCACCAUCCACGACGUGAUCUUGAGUACAGCCACCAGGUUCGGCAACUACUUGGCGCUCUGCUCCAAGUACAAGGAUGCUUGGUACGUGCUCAACUACAUCGAGUACUACGAGGAAUGCCGGUGCGCUGCCAAAGCCUUCCUCAAGCUGGGCCUGGAGCACUUCCACGGUGUGGGCAUCAUGGGCUCCAACUCCGCAGAGUGGGUCAUCUCCAGCAUUGGUGCCAUGAUGGCAGGGGGCAUCUCUGUGGGCAUGGCACCCAGCCAUUCCGCCAAAGCCUGCCAGGCCGUUGCAGAGAAGGCGGAGAUAGACAUCUUUGUGGUGGACAGUGAUAAACAGCUGCAGAAGGUCAUCCAGAUGCAAGACCACCUGAAGCACCUCAAGGCGAUCGUGCAGUACAAGGAGCUGCUCCAAACAUCGCAGCAGCAAAACCUGUACUCGUGGAAGGGGUUCCUGGACCUGGCAAUUGGUGUCUCGGACGAGAAGCUGGACCAGGUCAUCGACGCCCAGAAGCCCAACCAGUGCUGCACUUUGGUGUACAGCCUGGGGGUCACAGGCCCCCCCAGGGUCAUGAUGCUCAGUCACGACAACAUCACCUGGACCGCAGCGGCCGUAGUCCAGAGCCUCCCUUACAAGUGUCCACCAGAGGGGCAGGAGGUCCUGGUGAGCUAUCUACCACUCAGCCACAUCGGGGCCCAGAUCUUCGAAAUGUGGGUGGCCAUCUUGGUGGCUGGGACGCUCUACUUCGGCCCACCAGAAACUGGCAAAAUGACCGAGCUGCCACGGCCCCCGGGCACGGGCUUCCUGAUCGAGCUGAUGCGGGAGGUGCAGCCCACCACAUUCUAUGGUAUCCCGUGGAUGUGGUACUGGAUGCUGGAUAUGGUUAAGACCAGCCAGCUGGAGUCUACUCGGCUCCGGAGGAGGAUCGAUGACUGGGCCAUGAAGAUGGGCCUGGACACCAACCAGAAACGCAUGUUCGGGCGCGCCCAUCCUCCACUCUUCUUUGGCCUGGCCAAGAAGCUGGUCUUCAACCGGACCAGAAAAUCCCUGGGCCUGAAUAACUGCCAGCAGUUCUUCAACCUGGGCCUGGGGCUGCCCAAGGCCACCCUGGACUUCUUCCUCAGCCUCAACAUCCCCAUCUGCGAGCUCUACGGCCUGUCCGAGUGCACGGGCGUCCACACUGUGUCCAGCAACCGGUCCUUCCGUCUGUUGAGCUGUGGGAAGGAGCUCCCUAACACCCACACGAAGGUGGAGGAAGAAAAUGAGGACAGUAUUGGGAACAUCUAUAUUUGGGGCCGGAACAUCUUCAUGGGCUACCUCAGUGAUCACGAGGACACCCGGAAGAUGAUUGACAACCAAGGCUGGAUGCACACGGGGGACCUAGGUUUCUUGGAUACCGACAACUUCCUCUACAUCAUGGGCAGCCUCAAGGAUAUGAUCACCCUCAGCUCGGGUGAGGUUAUCAACCCCACCCCGAUUGAGGAGCGGGUGAAGAUGCACAUCCCCCUUGUGCACUACGCUGUGGUGGUGGGCCAGGACUCCCCGUACCUGUGCGCCCUCCUCACCAUGAAGUGCCAGGUGAACUGGGAGACUGGAGAGCCACGGGGUGUGCUGACCAGUGAGGCUGUCGCCUUCUGCCGGAGCAUCAACAGCCAAUCCACCUGGCUGACCGACGUUCUCAACAACCAAGACCCCAUCAUCAACGAGUUCAUUGAGGAGGGCAUGAAGGCCGUCAACGAGGAGGCCCCCUCAGAGGGCGCCAAGAUUGUCAAGUGGUUCAUUCUGGACACAGAUUUCUCUGUGGGCAGCGGGGAGCUUGGAGUCACCACAAAUCUGAAGAGGGCAAUAGUGACCAAAAUGUACCAGGAAGAAAUCCAGGCCUUCUACACUGAGAAGCAGCAGAGUCAGUAA